AUUUUGACGUUUAUGUCAUGGUCAGUGCACUUAUGGUCUUAAUUCCUUGAGUAAUUUGUUUACUUAAUUAUGCAUAGAGUUGAAAUUAAUUAAUGAAAGAAACGAUGAAUGAAAUUACUCAAUGUAAUUGGUUCUACCCACGCAUCUCUCAGCAUUAAUACUCAGCCUACAGUUCCUGCCCUUGUGAAACAAAAAAUGUUGGAUUCUUCCCCUGAAGAUGAAGACUUCCCUGGACGCCUCUUACACCAGGCUGCUCUAUGGGACAAUACCGAAUUGUUAGAAGACUUAUUGGCUGGAGGUCAACAAAAUUUCAUCAAUUCUCAAGACAGUUGGGGUAGGACGCCACUACACGCAGCUGCUAUUACUGAUAACUCAAAAUGUCUUCAGUUUCUUUUAAAUUCUGGUGCUGACCCAAACAUUCAAUGUGGGUUACGAGGAGAAAAAAAGACACCGUUGCAUUUAGCAGCUGAACAUGGUCAUGUGAAAAACAUUUUGAGUUUGUUGCAACAUAAUGCAGAUCUCUCUGUAAGGGAUUCAAAAGGGAUGACAGGUAUUGACUUGGCAGAAAAAUGUGGUCAUGUGAAGUGUGUGAUGGUUCUUAAAGAGGCUUCUGAUGAGAAAGAGAAAGCAAGACUGGAAAUACAUGCUGCAAUAAGAGACGCUGUUACUCAAGGGGAUGCCAGUUCUGUUCAGCAAUUACUUCUUUCCCUACAGAACGAUGCCGAACUCAUUGUCAACAUGGCUCCAAGUGGAGCUAACACUCUCUUAUUCACAGCUUGCCAAAUAGGUAACAAAGAAAUUGUCAAAAUAUUGUUGGAUCAAGGAGCAGACGGUAGAUGUCACUCUGUGACAAAAUAUUCUCCUCUAUACAUAGCCUGCUACAGUGGACACAGGGACAUAGUUGAGUUGCUGUUGUUAAGAUUUCCUGAAUUAGUUCACAUUCACACAGUAGAAAGAUGGCUACCAAUCCAUGCAUGCUGCAUAAACGGGCAUGUCAGUGUCUUAGAGCUUUUGUUUCAUUUUCCGUAUCCGACUCAAGUGCUGAGAAAGUACCGUGAUAAAAGUGAUCAAUGGGAAUACCUGAUGCCUUUCGACAUUAACGAGAGAGAUGCCACUGGACAAAACAUACUAUAUGUUGCCGCAUUGUUGGGAAAUAAGAAACUGAUAGAUAUGAUACUGUCUUUUAGGGUUAAAGCUACCAGAAUAACUCCGUCUGACGACGACGAUAUCACCCCCAGUUCUGAAACUGCAUCUAUUGUAAGUCCUACACGUAGAAGAAUAUCAGAUGGUAUCAUAUCUAUAAUGUCCAGGCUCAAUUUUUCCAGAGAAAAUUCCUCAGAAAACGCAGAAACUGACCCAAAUACGAAAAUGAUUUGUCCCUUGAGGAUCGACACUUACUGUAACAAUAAUACGGAAACAGCUCUGCAUGCAGCAAUAAAAGGAAAGCAGUACGACAUAGUUUUGGCACUACUGAAGUCCGGAGCUAGUGCCAAUUCAGUUAUAAAGGCCUACCACGACAUAAACGAGACUUUGACUUGCUGUUCUGUCGAAGAUGAUUCCAAUUUUGGACAGUCCACUGGUCUAGUAGAAGCUUGUCGCAAUAGAGACGUUCCUGUUGUUGAUUUAUUGUUGAAACAUGGAGCUAGAGAUGACGAAUGCAAAGCCCUAGCGGUUGCGGUUGAAAACAACGACGAGACACUGAUAGCCAAAUUGCUCUCUACAAAGGCUCAUCCUGAUCCAGAGUACAAAAUUAACAAGAAAGCCAUGACGGAAAAUGUCAAUUCCUCGCAGUUCACAAUAUUCUCAAACGUAACUAACUUGACGUAUUCGUCCUUAUUCCCGAACACCCCCACCAUGAUCAACUGGCAUAACCAGAAGUGCAAUUUAACACAAAUCAAAACGCAGUGGCUGAUCGACGCAGCUCUACACCUCAAUCCGAAGUUGAAGCAGAAUCCCAGGAACUACGAUAUUUCGUUAUACGCCAUCACGAGGCUGGAUCUGUCCAAUAAUAAUUUGACUUCGGUACCGUUGGCUGUUUUCCAGCUAUAUUCAUUAAGAUUCCUGAGUCUGGCUCAAAACAAAAUCGAAAAACUGCCCAUUCCCGUAUCAUCGCCGACAAAAAAGGGACACAAGCGAAAACACUCGAACCCUUCAGACCAAAAGUACUCCUGCCCAGUGCUGGAAGAACUGUACCUGCAGGACAACAGACUGGAUCACAUACCUGAAGCAAUAUUUAAACUGCCCUCGUUAGUCACUCUAGUCAUAUCGAACAAUAAGUUACAGCAACUGCCCUACGAAAUGUGGGUAGCACCUAAGCUGAAGGAGAUGAACGCCGCUUUUAAUUUGAUCCGGGAGCUACCGUCUAGCCCUAUAGAGAGUAAAGAAGAUCUAGAUAAGAUGAGCGUAAGUUCUAGCGACAGCCAAUUAUCUAGCCACGCAGAACAAGAUUCAGAAUCUGAACUAUCAGAUUUUGAUGUCGAAACAAAAUUGAAUUUGAGCGACGAUGGAGUGCAAGCUGUAAAAUACAGAAAGAAGGAGAGAUCUUACGUUCAUAUGGACUUAGUAAAGCAUCACAUUUGGAACAAAAGCGUAGAAGUAACAGAGCAGAUCCUUCACAAUGACGACACAUCUACUGAAGCCUCCUCCCAACUCUCUUCGCUCAACCUGGCUCACAAUCUCUUCACCAGCAUUCCCGUAGUCAUUCCUUGCUUGGCGGUGAACCUCACCAGGCUCAACAUGGCGUUCAAUUCUCUGAGAUCAAUGUCACAUAUCACUAGUUACCCAAGUUCGCUCAAACAACUUGACCUGAGCCAUAACCAGAUCACUGUGUGGCCCAGUUUGCCUCAAAUUGAGGCCCAGGAUAAUAUGGAGUUGGCCAAUUUGGCAUGCUACAUGAAUACUACUGCUUUUAGGGGAAAGACACCAGAUGUUGUCAUACGAAGACAACCAGGUCGAUCACUAAGACACAGUGUACUACAUUCUGUAUGUUCUCACAGAAGGCAUCUGAGGUUAGACAACUUAAGGACACUAAUACUAGCAGACAAUCAGCUGACCAGGAUACAGCUAGCCACAGAUGAUGAUGGCGACAUUAGCAGCACUGACGAUGAAGAUCUUGAAAGAGGAUCCCAAAUUGGCAAAUCUCGGUUGAUGUUUCCAAAUCUGUCUAUGCUAGAUAUCAGUAACAACAAUUUGAAGGAGAUCCCACCGAAUAUUAACGACCUGAACAAUCUCUCAGUUUUGAACAUUAGCGGUAAUCUGGACAUCAACGAACUCCCACCACAGAUGGGCUUGCUGUCUCGGCUGUGGAACCUCAACACGCGCGGCACCAACCUUCAAGACCCGCUGAAGUCGAUGAUAGAAAGCAAAAAAUACAAAACGAUGGACAUUAUCGGCUACCUCAAGUCCGUUCUGGAAGACGCCAAACCCUACGCCAGGAUGAAACUGAUGAUCGUCGGCGUCCAGGGCAUCGGGAAGACCAGUUUAUUGGAACAAUUAAGGCAGGAAGGAGUGACGAGGCGCCGACCAGAGCACUGGGCGAAACGUAUGGGCAACAAAAAUAUAAACGUAAAAACAUCUAGAGGUUCCAACAUGUCCACUGUGGGAGUUGAUAUCGGCGAUUGGGUCUACGAAAAAAAAGUGAGGCUGCAAUCCUCGCACGGACCAGUAGUCUUCAGAACUUGGGACUUCGGAGGACAAAAAGAAUACUAUGCCACUCACCAAUAUUUUCUAUCAAAGCGCAGCCUGUACCUGGUAGUUUGGAGGAUAACGGACGGGCAUAGAGGCAUCAACGAAAUCCUCCAAUGGUUGGUCAACAUUCAAGCUCGAGCUCCAAACUCGCCGGUUAUAAUAGUCGGUACUCACUAUGACGUCAUUCAGGAGUUCAACCCGAACAUCUCCGAGGAAUACCAACAGAUCAUCAGGGAUCGGUUUAUCAACGUCGUCGAUGCUGAAAAGUGCGGCUUGCCUAGGGUUUUAGACACCAUAGAAAUCAGCUGUAAAACUAGGCAUAAUAUAAAGUUGUUGUGCAAUUUAAUAUAUGACACUGUUUUCAGUUUAAGGCCACCUGGUAGUAAAGAAUUGCUUCUGGAGCAGAAGGUCCCUGCCACCUAUUUGGCGCUAGAAGACGUGAUAAACUACAUUGCAGCGGAAAGGAAAGUCAACGGUUUGGAUCCGGUACUAACCGCUGAACAGUACAGGAACUUGGUGACCACCGAAAUGCUUCAGAGGUACAACAAGACCUUCAGAGAUUGGUCCGAAUUACACCAGGCCACGCUAUUUUUACAUGAAAACGGUGUUUUGCUCCAUUACGACGAUGCUACGCUUAAAGAUCUGUAUUUCUUGGAUCCUCAAUGGUUGUGCGAUAUGCUAGCCCAUGUUGUUACCAUACGAGAAAUCAACCCCUUUGCACGUACAGGCGUGAUGAAAUUGGAAGACCUGAAACACAUAUUCAAAGCUAGUAACAUCGGUCCUAUGGAUACGAGAGGGUACAUCGUAAAUUUAUUAAACAAAUUCGAAGUAGCAUUGACCUGGGACUCCAGAACACUGCUAAUACCAUCACUGUUGCCGUCUGAAGAAGAUAUCAUCAUGGCUCAGAUCUAUCCAGGACAAUUUCAUCCUAUGGUUAAAGUUAAAGUGCCUUUAAGGUCUAGAGGUUGGGCAGUUAGGAACAAGAAGAUCAGCGUGUCGCCAAAAUCGGUUUUAUACAGGGACCCGAGUGUACAGAGGACAUUUGAGAUGAGCUUGCCCUCUGGAACUUCUUCACCUGCCAAAAAUGUUACUCCACCAGAAGAAGUUCAGUACCAACUAAAAUCGAAAGCCUCAGACAAAUCCAUGACCCGUUUACUCUUAAUGUCGUACUUUCCCUCGGGUUUUUGGUCGCGGCUAAUCUCCCGCAUUCUAGCCGACGAUACCAUAAUAGACAUCAUCAGAUCUUUCUUCAUAUUGCCGAAGGAUGCGGCUCAAGAUGCACAGCUAGCAAAAGUUUUGGACCUCACAGCUGAAUGGGUGCUAUGGCAAACUGGAUUGCAGUUAAAGUAUGGCGAUAUCACUCUGUUUCGGAUGAAAGAAGUGUUACAUAACUCUGCAGCUUACUACAGACAAUUAAAGUUUCGGCUGAAACAAGAAGGUGUGUGGUCUGAAAUCGACUUCCAGAACUGUUCUAUUUUGGAGGUACACUUUCCAGUUGAAUCUUUAGUUGUUCAGCCGCUAAUAAACGACAACUGUCACAUUGACGGCUAUAAGAUUAAAGACGAACUGGUGAUAGAACCUUCCACCGAAUGCACUGCCCAACUUCUAGCUUUAACUGUGGAUCAUAUCGAUAUUCUUCUAGAAGAUUGGUACCCCACUCUCGGUACCAGAUUUGUUCACACUUCCGAAGGGAAGUUCCUGAUAACGCGCCUUAUACCAUGCCCUACUUGUUUAAGUGUAUCCACCGACAACGAACAUAACUUGAAUGAUUUUCCACCCUCCGGUAGUCACCUAGAACCGCUUCAGCAGGAAAAUGAACAUUCAGGCCACCACGAUUUGCACAGGAUCCGAAAAUCCCAGGAAUCGUACACUUCAGAAUGCGACAGUGGUGUUGGACCAGAUUCGGCCAGCUCCAGUCGAAUACCAUCAGUGGAAGGCCAUCCUGGUGUCCAACAAGAGGAAGAUAAACCCGUGAUAUAUUCGUGGAUGGUAGAAGAAUGUAUCCUGGAAGCCUACGGUAGCAAAACAGUUGUUUGUCCCACUCACGGAGAUUGCUCUUUAGUAAGAAUAGCCGGAGACACUAUUUUUAUGGAUUUGGGUGAGAGGUAUAUCAUUAGACCCGAAAAUAUUAAGAAAGGUAGAUUAUUGGGGCGCGGUGCUUUUGGUUUCGUCUUCAAAGGUUCGUGUAAGAUAAGAGGGUCCAAUAAAACGAUGGAUGUAGCUAUGAAAAUGCUCCAGCCUGUUCAACCCGGUCCCAAUGCUCGACAAUCUGCAGUUAUAGCCUUUAAGGCUGCUCAGGGCAAAUGGGACAGAGAUCCUCUACAAUACGCGUGCAAAGCUUAUUGUACUGCCAGGCAGGAAUUGAACAUUCUCCUAUCUCUUAAACAUCCAAACAUAGUACCUUUCGUGGGCGUAUGCACGAGUCCUCUUGCUUUGGUACUUGAUUUGGCUCCUCAAGGAGCUUUAGAUCUGGUGCUGAGGCAUUAUAGAAGAUCAGGAGCUAAAGUAGGACCUUACACUCUCCAAGCUAUCAUUUUACAAGUAGCCAAAGCUAUUGAGUACCUUCAUAGACAACAUAUCAUAUACAGGGACCUUAAAUCGGAGAAUGUAUUGGUUUGGGAAAUGCCUCCGCCUUUUGUAGACCAUCCGGAACAUCCUGUUCACAUUAAAGUAGCAGAUUAUGGUAUUAGUAGACUCACCUUACCUUCUGGUACUAAAGGAUUUGGAGGCACUGAAGGUUUCAUGGCACCCGAAAUAAUGAGAUACAACGGAGAAGAAGAGUAUACCGAAAAAGUGGACUGUUUUUCCUUCGGUAUGUUCGUGUACGAGCUUCUGACUUUACAUCAACCGUUCGAAGGGCAUGAGUCAGUCAAGGAGUGCAUUCUGGAAGGAGGUAGACCAGCUUUAACGUACAGGGAAACGUUGUAUCCCAGUUACUUUUUGGAUCUAAUGGUGCUGUGUUGGUCUCAACAACCGAAGGACAGGCCUUCCGCUAGUCAGAUCGUCUCGAUAGCAAGUGCGCCUGAAUUCACCCAUCUCUGUGAUGUAGUCUCGUUAAAACAUCAAGCCCCAGUUGUAGCUACGACCAGUGCUGCCCUCACUCACAUUACAGAAGAAGGAUUAUCAGGCUCAGAGAUGUGGCUGAUGUGUGCCAAUUCAAGGGUGGACUUACUUCUAGCGGCCGAAAGGGGUUGGCUGCAGUACCAUACGAUGACGUUACCUAUUAGAGCUACAGCCGCUUGCACAGUAGGUGAUUCGAUUUGGAUCGGAGACUAUUCCGGAAAACUUCACGCUUAUUCAGCAAAUGACGGACGGAAGUUGUUCUUCUAUACAUUAGACAGCCAACCAAAUACACAAGUGGAGGCCUUACUGUAUUUGCCGUCGCUGAAGAGAGUAGCAUGCGCUUUGUCAAAUGGUAGGCUGUUUUUGGUCAACUCCGAAUCCAAACCAUUGACGCCAACUGCUGCAGAAGGUUCCUUCGUUAUGACAGAGCUGGGUUCCAUGUCGGCCAUCAACUGUAUGUGUGGUAUAUUCGAUCAAAAAGAAGGGUCUUGUGAGUUGUGGUGUGGUGAAUCUGACGGUCAAAUUUCUAUCUACACUAUUAAAGAUCAAGUUGUAGCCGGGCACGAACUAGUCAACCAUUACCAGCCAGUUAUCGCAAAAGUAGACGUUAUGAACAUCAUCGCAGUGGAAAGCAACGUCUGGUCAUACGUGAGACCCCAUUGCGUCGUCUAUCAGUGGGAUUCUAAGACCAGAACCAUCAUAAAUAAGCUCGACUGUUCCAAACUGGUACCUUGUUCUGAAAGCCUCAAAUCCAUAGCUAUCGAGGAACAUCUGAGCCCAAGCAACUGCCAGGUAACUAGCCUGGUCGCUCUAAACGACGAGCUUUACAUCGGUACCACCUGGGGCUGUGUCAUCAUAGCGGAACGGUUCACUCUUCGACCCAUAACCAUCUUCCGUCCAUACGAAGAGGAAGUUAGAGCCAUAGUACCUCUGCACACGGGGAAAAGUACUCAAGGAACCCAAGAGAAGGUACCACUAAUUGCGACGAUCGGUAGGGGGUACCGGAAUCUGCUGUCUAGGUACACUGACGUACCUAUUAGUACCGGAACACCUUUGCCGAGUCCAAUGAUGGGAGCCAUGGUUCCGCCGACUGUUAAACCUAACAUGUUUGUUUUGUUAUGGAGGGCAGAACAUUGGAAUGCUGUUUGAAAUGGGAGAAAGUACUUUUUUCUCAUCGAUGUUAUUUUGAUCAUUCCUUAUAAGAGUCUGUUUUUUUUUUUAAUUUACGUUCGUGACAAAACAAAAAUAUGCUGGAAUUAAACAGGGAGAGCGGGAUAUUGAUGGAAACAGAGAGAAGAAGAGAAAUGAGACAACAAAUGAGGAAACGAAUAAGAAACAAGAACAGAGAAUAGGUGACGGGAAAAAUAAAAAAAUGUUCAUUCUUUAUUUUACUUCUUUUAAGACGUAAGACCUAUUUUAAUUUACUUAUUUGAUUAUUAAGGAGACUAUCAUGGAGGAAUAGAUGCUGAUAAUUUUUGAGGAUUGGUUGGAGAUGUUUUGCCGAGAUUGGGAGAGCCAUCAAUGAUCGUUUUUGAUAAUGUCAUUUACCAUAGUUGGCAAGUAAAUAGAUCGCCUAAGCAAUCCCGGAAAAAGAAAGAAUUGGAAGCACGCCGAAGUAAAAGCAUAAUAUUUCCAUUGCACAGCUCUUCUCAGAUCUCCAAAACAUUAUGCUGUCGAUGAGAUAAUUAACAAAGCUGAUCAUGAAGCAUGUACUUCGUUUCUCUCCCUAUCAUGCAAAUUUAAUGCGAUGGAAAUGAUAUGGAGCCAAACGAUUGUAUGAUCGGCAGAUUAGGAAAUAAAAAUAUUUAAGAAGUUUGGGAGACAGUAGUGGAAAAAUUUAUAUUCGCCAUACCCAUAAAGUAAUUCAAGAGACCUGUGAAAAAGAAAAGGUCUUCUUAUCAACCAAAGUGGCAACUAACCGUGACAUAAAAUAGUGCUCGUUUACUCAAAUCUACACCACAUUACCAUGGCAAACAUAAAAUUAAUAAAAAAGGGAAGUAAAAUGGUUUUCUACACGUUUACAUUGUUACUAUAACGUUACAACAUGAAUAUUCGCUUUGACAUAGGCAACACAAUAUACGGUGUAGUCAACACAAAAUGUAGGAAUAAUACAUAUUCUCCUUUUCAUGAACAUUUUUCAGUGCGUCACAAAUUAUAGAAAAAAAGGUAAGUCCGUGAUAAUACACAUUUAUGACAUUUAUUCUAACGUGACAUUUUAGUUAAAUCUGACAGUUGUCAAAUUUUAUUUUCAAUUUGGAAUAAAACCAAAUCAAUUGUGUCUAUUGCAUUUAUAAAAUGGUAUUUUCUUUCAUUUGUAUAGUCUUAUAAGUUGUACAGAUUAUAUUGAUAAUAUUAUUAUUUUAUUUAAUAAAUAAUUCUUUUUUGAUUAUGGCGCCAUCUAUCGACAACUAGAAUAAUCACCGAACUAGAAUAAUUACCGAAGUAUUCCCAGACGUGCCUUUUUUUCUGUCACAUACAAUUUAAUGCGUUAGAGAGAAAUCGAAAAACUGUGACGCACUGAAAGAUGAUCAUGAGAAAAAGAAUACAAUCAAAUACAAUAUAGACAACAUAACAAUAAUUACAGUCGGAAAAAUGAAAGAAUAUGGCUUUUCAUCGAUUGUCAUUUGUUUCGAGCUUCUGUCAUAUGUUGUAUAAUCUGUGUAUAAAAUUAAUAUACACGGAUUAUACUACAUAUGACACAAGCUCGAAACAAAUGACUGUGAAUGAAAAGUCCUAUAGGGCUUUUCAUCGAUUGUCAUUUGUUUCGAGCUUCUGUCAUAUGUUGUAUAAUCUGUGUAUAAUAUUAAUAUACACGGAUUAUACGACAUAUGACAGAAGCUCGAAACAAUUGACUGUGAAUGAAAAGCCCUAUACGCUGUGAGCUUUCGCUGGUGUCGCUCCUAGCGGACUACUAAUUCAACUUUCACCGGUAAUUUUUAAAUUUAUUAUUUAAUUGUUAUCGCUUAAUAUUUACAACGCAAAAAAGUAAUUAAAUUGUAAUCGAUUUUUUAAAGAUUUUGCUAAUCAUUUUGACGUUCUAUUGACAAAAUAUGAAUUUCUUACUUCGGAUACUUUCACAAUUAUCGUGUAGAUUUCGCUAAGAUUGAUAGAUUAAUUUAUAAUUGCAUAUUACGGAACAUUAAAAAAACUUAAAUUCAGUAUUUAAAACGUAAGUAUAUUUAAGUUAAAAAUAUAUACCACAGCUUUGACCAACUAAUAUUUUUUAUAAUUAAUGUUUUUUUUUUAUAAAAUAAAAAAAAAAUUUAAAUUAAUCACUUUGACAUUUAUGUCAAAUUUCCGGUAAAGGUUUACAGACUUGUCACUACUAGCGCUCGCGAAUUUGUAAAUAUCCCCUCUACGUACGAGCUCACAGCGUAUACCCAUGAACGAUCAGAUCAAUCACUUAUUUUGUAUUUGCUGUCUUUUUCUAUAACAACCGUUUGUUAUUUAUAGAAAAAGACAGCAAAUAUAAAAUAAGUGAUUGAUGUGAUCGUUCAUGGGUAUACGCUGUGAGCUCGUACGUAGAGGGGAUAUUUACAAAUUCGCGAACGCCAGUAGUGACAAGUUUGUAAACGUUUACUGGAAAUUUGACAUAAAUGUCAAAGUGAUUAAUUUAAAAUUAAAAUUAAAAACAUUAAUUACAAACAAUAUUAGUUGGUCAAAGCUGUGGUAUAUAUUUUUACCUUAAAUAUACUUACGUUUUAAAUACUGAAUUUAAGUUUUUUUAAUGUUCCGUAAUAUCUAAUUAUAAAUAAUCUAUUAUAAUCUUAGCGCCAUCUACACGAUUAUUGUCAAAGUAUCCGAAGUAAGAAAUUGAUAUUUUAUCAAUAGAACGUCAAAAUGAUUAGAAAGAUCUUAAAAAAAUCGAUUACAAUUUAAUUACUUUUUUGCGUUGUAAAUAUUAAGCGAUAACAAUUAAAUAAUAAAUUUAAAAAUUACCGGUAAAAGUUGAAUUAGUAACCGCUAGGAGCGACACCAGCGAAGCUCAGAGCGUAUAGGGCUUUUCAUCGAUUGUCAUUUGUUUCGAGCUUCUGUCAUGUGUCACAUAUUAUUAAUAUAUCUAUGUCAUACGUCUUUGGUUUGUAUCAUUGGUAUAUAUCAAUAACGUAUGACGUAGAUAUAUUAAUAUUAUGUGACACAUGACAGAAGCUCGAAACAAAUGACUGUAAAUAAAAAGCCCUAUUCUUUCAUUUUUCCGACUGUAUGUUAAUGUAACAUACAUCACAUUGUUUGCGAUGUUUUAAAGUAGGCUCCUUGGUCUUACAAACUAAAUCGUUAACUUAUUUUUACGUACUAACAAUUGUUAUCCUCAUGUUGACAUUUUCCAUGAAGAAAUAUUGCAGUAAAACGAAGAAACUCACGAUAAUUUGCCUAAAACAAUGCAGUAGAAAACUUGAAAUGUAUAGAAAAUGAGAAUUGAGUUUCUUCGUUUUGUACUCGUUUAUUGAUAACGUUAAACAUGAAUGGUCUACUUUUGAAUCAGCAACACAAUAUACAAAAUACCCCUACGGUAUAGGCAACACCAAACGUAAAGAUAGUCGAAUAUAGAUAACAUAACAAUCAACAUUUUGUUGUAAUGUAUAUUUUGAUAUUUUAAAAUAGACUCCUUGACCUCUUAAUCGAAAUAUUUAACUUAUUUUUACGUAUUGAGAAUCGUUAUCCAUACGUUGACUUUUUCCGUAAAGAAAUAUUGCAGAUAAAUAAGAAAACUAACGAUAAUUCUAAAUUAAACUAAAGCAAUUCCUUAGAAAAGUUAAAUAACUCUGGUAAACAAAAUCGUUGUCACUUUUUUCUUCAACAUAUUCAAGCAAAUUCGUUAUUACUUCUUUGCAGCGGCCGUUCAAUAGAAAACCUCACCUCAAAUAAAUUUUUUGCAACUUGAAAAUGACACUUUUACCGUCGAUAUUAGUUUGGUUUUUUCUCAUGUUGGUAAUAUUCGUCAAUCCAAAAAUGCAAUAUUUCCUUCGGCAAAAGAACGAUAAACCAAAUAUUAGGAUUUAGCUUUUACCGAACAAAUUCAAAUUUUGUGAUUUUUAUAUUUUAUUUAUUAAAAAAAACUAGGGAUUUUAUAAAAUAAUAGUAAAUUGUAUUUUUAGAUUCUUUUAACUAAUGUAUAGGCACAUCAAAGUUAUUUAGGGGGUGUUUAAUGAGAUUUUUUGGGUUUACAUCAUGUACAAAAAAUUUUGUUUGUAUAUUACCUAUCAAGAUAUUUCAGAAAACCGUACCUUAAUAAUAUUACAAAGUCAUUUGUAUUUGAGUAGUAUCGUUAAAUGUCGAGAGGUGAACAUACAAUAGCAGGUAUAAGUAAUAAGCUUAAGAUUAAGGUUUUCUAAAAUAUAUUGAUAGGUACUAUACAGUUAUUUUACUUUAUAUGCCGUUUAGAAGAAACUAUAUACGAUGCAGAAGAUAUUGAUGAUAUUAUAUUUACGCCAACCUGUUUUUUUGGUAUGAGUUUUCUUUUUGGCUAUAAAUAUUGUAUAAUAAAUAUAACUGUUUUAUAUUGUGUGUAGGAUUAUUAAAAUAUUCAGAGUUUUUAAAUAUUUAUUAACAACCACAUUCUUACAAGUAUUAUGAAAUGUGUGUCUGAUGGCAUUCUGACAAUAGGGCUUUUCAACAACAGUCAUUUGUUUCGAGCAUCUGUCAUGUGUCAUAUAAUAUUAAUAUAUCUACAUCAUACGUUAUUGGUAUAUACUAUAUACCAAUGAUACAAACCAAAGAUGUAUGACGUAGAUAUAUGAAUAUUAUACGACACAUGACAGGAGUUCGAAACAAAUGACUGUGAAUGAAAAGCCCUAUUAUGGAGAGUGACAUAGUGUUGCUAACUAUCACUUUGUUCAGAACAUGAACAAAUAUUAAAUUUUGUUAUUGUUUUAAACUACCUAGCCAUCGAGAACAAUCGUAAUUAGAGUAGGCUAUGAACUUUACAAUUAAAUGACGCUAGUUGGUAAUUCAGUUAUUUCGCAAAUCCUGAAUGCCAGUACGUGACUUUUAAGUCAUUUUCAUUGUCAAUAGGAAUGUUAUUUGUAAAGAGAUUAUAUCCAAAAUGUUAUUAAAUAAAUUGUUAGGUUAAGUAUAUGUCAUUUUUAUUACACUGACUACUCCAAUUAGGGUUUUUUUAUGAAUCUGUAUUUUCUAGUGAGUUGUUUUUAAAUACCUGCAAACUAAAUUAAAAACCUCAUAAAACAUUCUCAGAUACCGUUGGUGUGUGUAGAUAUAAGCCAAAUAAUGUCAGAAUUACUGAAUAGUGUACCAAACUUAACUUGUUGACAUUCUUUUAUUUUGUAUUAUUAUUUUUUAAGAUUUGUGAUCGGAUCUCUGUAAUGAAUAAUUUUUAGAUCUUAUGACUGUUGUUUAACAUAGACUGUGAUCAUGUUUCUUGUCAUUUAUUUUAAUUGUAUUAAAGUUUUAUUUUAGAAAUAAAACAUUCAUCUGUUUUA
This is a messenger RNA of Diabrotica virgifera virgifera (western corn rootworm), 13187 nucleotides long. RefSeq names its product leucine-rich repeat serine/threonine-protein kinase 1 (gene Lrrk). The record is from RefSeq and is a predicted model, not a curated record. The transcript is spliced from 34 exons. Gene Ontology annotation, molecular function: protein binding; ATP binding; protein kinase activity. Gene Ontology annotation, biological process: protein phosphorylation. The coding region runs from base 109 to 7899 and encodes 2596 amino acids. NCBI's taxonomy places the organism in Eukaryota, Metazoa, Arthropoda, Insecta, Coleoptera, Chrysomelidae.